UCGUUAUUUUUGGUGGAUCAUCGUCCGAAUGGACUGAGGCAUUAGCGGAAAUGGGACAUUCUUUCUUUCCCUCGCUUCUGGGCGACAAAAGCGGCCAACCUUCCCCUGCAAUGACGUUGACCGUUGGCCUCUCCCCAACUCUCCCACCAGACGGGGAAAUUUAUGCGUGCGAGAAGCAGCAGCAGAACCGCAACAAGAAGACGAACAAGACAAAGAAAACGAACAGGAGACGGACUCUCGUUUCUUUGCGAUGGCACACGAGGAACAACCAAAGCAGAUCGACCACAAGUUGCGAGACUCAGCGGAGUCUGGCAUGGGGCGGGAAUGCGAGGAAUGGGUGGCAGUGGUCCGCCGGCGCAGCGGCAAGUGUCUGUCCUCGGGUAACCUUCGUGGAUUGUCUACGCUCGAAGCUCUCCCGCCCGAGUUUCCAGUCUCGACUUCAUCCCCUGGCUGCAGGGCAGAAGUAUCAGAUUCAGACAAACCUAACAAUUCUGCAACAAGAUCGCAGCCUCCAGGCCUUGUUCCAGAAAUUAGUUUGCGGGAUCAGCUUGGAAAUGCUGCUACUUUAGAUGUUGGAGCAAGUGACAUCUCCUGGGAUACUCUAUACUCCCUACACCACACAAAACACACAAGCAGUAACGAAUAUUCUGAAGAUGAACUGAACAAAGCUUUGGAGGUGACAGUAAAUUCUGGAGGUGUAGUCUUCUUUGCUCUGUUUAACACAUGGAACGACGAUGAUCUUUCACCAAAACACACUGCUGCAGUCAUUAAAAUUGCACCCUCAAGAAUGGCAACACAAUCAGAACGCCUGGGUUAUGAAUUUGCAAAGUUGCUUGGAGUCAGGACGCCUCAAGCGAGAGUGAUCCACAACUCCAGCACAGAAUGGCAAAUGAUCAAGGAUGCUGCAGAAAACGCACGUGAUAUGGCAGUUGCUAGCGGAGAUGAAGUGGGUGAGGUUACAUGCUCAGAGUUGUUAGAAGCACUUGAGUUGAGUCGGUGCCUUUUCCUUAUGAAUUAUGUUCAUGGCUCACCUCUGGCGGAAAAUCCAAAUGCAUUUGAUUCGAGAGAAGCUGCUGAAAAUACUGCUGAAGCACUUGGCAGGGUCUUCGUCUUGGACCUUAUACUUCGUAAUGAGGAUAGACUUCCCUGUCCUCAACUUGGGUGGCGUGGGAAUCAAGCUAACCUCUUGUUUUCGAAUAAAAUGACCUCUUCAAACAUGGAUGCACUUGAUGAAGCUUAUGAUUCUGCCAUUACAAGAUACAAACCGCGGAUAGUGAAAAGUUUUAGAAAAGAGGAGAAAGGGAGACGAGCAAUCUCUGUGAAUGGCAGACUAGAUUCUUAUGGUCCUCAGCUUACAGCUGAGGGCUCUGAUGGUUGCAUCACAUUCACUACCAGAUCCACAUUUAAUCAAGGAUCAGAAUGUGGAAAAAGUUCAGAUUUUUGUAUUGUGGCCAUUGACUCAGGGGUUCCUCGCAGACCUCCUGCAGGAAAACGGGCAAGAGAUCAAGAAAGUUACCCUAAGGUGGUUGAGCUUAUAAUCAAUAACUUGGAGUUCUCUUCUAAUCUACUCUACGAAGUGUCUUUUGGAAAGCUGGGAAUUCCUGGACCUGAGCACACUGAUGCACCAGGUGAUUCUUGUUCUUGUUUGUCUGAAUCUGAUAUGGUAACUAUCGUUCAUGCAUUCAGAGCAGGAUUUCGUAGUGCUCUUAGGGACCUGCAAGGUUUCCAUAUAUUUCUUCUGACAUUGUACCAGAAACUAGAGGCUAUCUUACGGAUGUUUCUGUCCAUUAUAAGUAAAAGUUUUAGUGAGUCAGACAAGGAUGAUUCUGGGGCUUCUGAGUCACCAUUACAAUAUGCCUGGUGCAACUUCAACUCCCAAUUCCCGGCAUGCAAGGAACGUGGUGUACAUGAGACACAUGCAGAUUCUAGUGAUUCCGAAUCUCGGAGAUGUUUGCACAAAUCUUUAGGGUCUCGAGAAAGCCUUGACAUAUCUCCUGGUUCUCGAGAGAACUGGAAUUGUAGGUACUUCAAAGGAAGUGGAGAAACUCCUCGCCUGCGGUUGACAAUGAAGCUUCGUGACUUUAACAAGUUGACUAAGGUAGAUGCUGAGUUGAGCAAGGAAUUGGAACAGUGGAAUGAAAUGCUUAGAACAGAUGUGGUGAAACUGUGUGAAGAGAACAAUUUUAUUACAGGCUUUUUUGAGGGGAAUGAUAACAACAUCGCUGUUGAUGCUUAUGAAUUGAAGGUCCGACUCGAGCACAUUCUUGAGAGAAUAUCACUUAUCUCUGAUGCAGCCAGUACAGAGCGGCCCUCUCCUAUUACAGAUUAUCUCUAUAUUGGUGGAGCACUGGCUGCAAAAUCUAUGUACACCCUUCAGCACCUGGGUAUCACUCAUAUAUUGUGCUUGUGUGCAAAUGAAAUCGGGCAAUCAGAUUCUCAAAAUCCUUACCUCUUUGAGUACCAAAACUUCUCCAUAAGUGAUAGUGAUGAUGAAGAUAUCAGCAACCUCUUUGAUGAGGCUUCUGAUUUCAUUGAUUAUGUUGAACACUCGGGAGGGAAAAUAUUGGUCCAUUGUUUCGAAGGAAAAAGUCGGAGUGCGACUGUGGUACUUGCAUAUCUAAUGCUGCGAAAGGGCCUCACUCUAUCAGAAGCGUGGAGUAUGCUCAGGAAGGUGCAUCGCCGAGCCCAGCCAAACGAUGGCUUCGCUAAGACUCUUCUGGAUCUUGACAUGCAACUGCAUGGGAAGGCAUCAAUGGAAUGGCAGCAACGGAAGCCGAUGAUGAAGGUUUGCCCCAUCUGUGGGAAGGAUGCAGGUCUAAGCAGCAGCUCACUCAAACUCCAUCUCCAGAAGUCUCACAGAAGGUUGUCUUCUGGCAGUGUGGACAGCGCCAUGAGUUUGGAGAUUCAAAAGGCUUUGGAGGUACUAAAGGUCAGCCGUUGCAGCAGUAUCAGCUCAACUCAUCAGCAGUCCCAAUCGCUCAUCGAUGAAUUGUCUCUUUGAUGCCAUUGUCUCAUGCAUGUCCGCGAGGUAAUUCAGACUAUUUCUUUGCUUCAGAGUUUGGCUUUACGCCGUGUGACAACAAUAAGCUGCCUGUGAAAAAGAUGAUCGGGUGUGCAAUAGAUCAGCUGAGGCCAAAAGUUUGACGUACGUCUGAGACUUUAUGUUGUAUGUUUCUGUGGAUUGAAGUCCAGGUGUGCGUGCCAAACAUGCUAGAUUCUGGAAUACUACA
This is a messenger RNA of Musa acuminata subsp. malaccensis (wild Malaysian banana), 3230 nucleotides long. Its product is annotated as dual specificity protein phosphatase PHS1-like. Gene Ontology annotation, biological process: protein dephosphorylation; cortical microtubule organization; response to abscisic acid. Gene Ontology annotation, molecular function: protein tyrosine/serine/threonine phosphatase activity. The record is from RefSeq and is a predicted model, not a curated record. Lineage: Eukaryota; Viridiplantae; Streptophyta; Magnoliopsida; Zingiberales; Musaceae.